Molecule: messenger RNA, 2803 nt
Organism: Spirodela intermedia
Lineage: Eukaryota; Viridiplantae; Streptophyta; Magnoliopsida; Alismatales; Araceae
Source: the annotation of a GenBank genome assembly
AUGGCGCGGGGCCUGGAGCAUGAUUACAUAGGGUUGACGGAGGUCCCGGCCGUGGAAUUCUCCCAGAAGCUCUCUUCGCCGGCGGCGGAGGAAGACGACCUGCUCGCCGACCUCAAGGAGACCGAGCUCACUCUGGGCCUUCCGGGAUCCGAUUCCCCAUGCCGGAGGAGGAUCAAGGGCUUCGCCUCCUCCGGCGGGAAGAGGGGCUUCUCCGGCGAUCUCGACGGAGAAGACAAGUGGACCUUCUCCGCCCUGAAUUUACCAGAAGCGGAGCUGCGGAAGAACGCCUCGCCGACGGGGAAGGGCGGCGGCGCCCCUGCUGCAAAGUAAGUCUCCUCGGAUGCCUCCGAUCGGUCGUCUUCCUCGAAGGCGCCAUCGUCGGAGAUGGGUUUUCCAUUUCCCAUGCUUCCCCGCCUGAAUCUAUCCUCCUCCAUCUCCAUGGUUACCCAUUCUCCGGAGCUCCGGUCUUCCUCAUUCCCUCCGUUGAAUCCAAUUAAAUCGGUGAAACUCUAAAAUCUCUUUUCAGGGCGCAGGUCGUUGGCUGGCCGCCGAUCCAAAGCUACCGCAAGACCACGAUGGCCGCAAACCCUCCGAAAACCCUAAACGACGAACUCGAGGCGAGGCCCGGCACCGGCUGCCAGUAUGUGAAGGUCAGCAUGGACGGCGCUCCAUAUCUGAGGAAGGUCGCUUUGCAGGUCUACGGCAAUUACAGGGAGCUCUCCUCCGCUCUGGAGGCCAUGUUCAGCUGCUCCACCAUCGGUGAGCUCUGCUUCUUCCCUUUCCUUCCCUUCCUCCCCCGAUAACCCUAAACCAGAAGGAGACGCUUCUUCCCCAAACUCGGACAUUCAUGAUCGUUCUUCUUCCCCAUGGGGUCCACCAAACUGGCCCUCGUUUCGUAAAUACUUAAUACGGUUACAAAAUUGCAUUAUUAUCCUAUUUUUCAGCUCAGUGCGGGAAAUACGAGAUGGAUGGAUCGAACGAGAACCGUCCGAUGGAUUUGGUCCAUGGACCCCAGUACGUGCUCUCUUACGAGGACAAGGACGGAGACUGGAUGCUCGUGGGGGACGUUCCUUGGGAGUAAGCCAAAUGAUUAUCCUAUUAUAUUAUUUAUUUUUAAAAAAUAAGAACCCUUUUGUGAUGCCAUAUUAAGAAUCUUCCCAUACUCCUAUAUGCCAUAAAAUAUAAUAUAUUAUUAUUAUUUAUGUAAAUAUUAUAAGCCAAUAGUCAUCUAUUUUGCAAUUUAUGUCAAAUAAAUCCCAGUUUUUAUCUUGGGUCCUAUGCAAAAUAGCUAUCUUUCACGAGAUACUUUAAUAAUUUUAUUAUUUAUGUAAAAUAAAUUAUAAGCCAAUAGUCAUCUAUUUGACAAUUUAUAUAAAAUAAAUCCCAAUUUAGAUGCCAUGGCCCCUUCAUUUUGUGAACUUUCUCUUGGGUCCUAUGCAAAAAUAGCUUUUUUUUUUUCAGGCCAUGUAAAGAUAAAUAUCAAUGUGGGCGGCAUAUUUCCUAGCUUUAUGAGAAUUUUCCAUAGUUAUUAUUGAUUAAUGAUCCCAAUUCCCAGCAUGUUCGUUGAUCUGUGCAAGAGGCUCAGGAUAAUGAAGGGCUCUGAAGCCGUGGGACUGGGCAACGGCGCAACCACCGACAAGAACAUCGGUCGGAACUGAAGGGGGCCCACCUCCCCAGCUUCGGGCCGGGCCGGUCGGGAAUGUGGUGAGCCCGGGCCCGAUAUGGCAUGCUGGUUGGUUGUAGUGCGGCUUUUGGGCAGGUUAAUGGAAAAAGAACCCUUAGAAGACAAGAAGGUAGUUCUCUUAACUACCAGCUACUACGACUACGAGGUGUCCCUGCGUUUGUGUAAAUGCUCGAGGCUCCUAUGUUGGAGCCAUAUGUAAUCUAUUUAUGGAAAUAUCCUCCUAAUCUUGAGUGGGCCCAUGACGGGCCUCAUGACGGGCCCAGCCCUCCUCAAUUGAAUCCGUCAUACGGAGAGAGAGAGAGAGAGAGAGAGAGAGAGAGAGAGAGAGAGAGAGAGAGAGAGAGUAAAAAUAUUGCGCUGGUUGGGUUGGCUUACGGCUGAAUGGGGCAACGGCUGAAUGGUUUCCAUAUUUGAUGCUUGGUCCUCAGUGGGCUACCAAGGUGGGCAUCGAGGAGCCACUAGAGUACGGAAUUCCCAUUUUUAAAAACCUGAUGGUACGUAACCCUCGGUGGGUUUCUGGUGGACGUUCAACUUAAAUAAUCAUUCCAAGGAGAAUAUAAUCACGGAAACGUGUUCCAUGGAUUGUCUAUUGAGAGAUUCCGACCCCUCUUUGUUCUCCCUCUCUCUCCUCUCUCUCUCUCCUGUUCAAUCACUCACUCUUAUCUAGUUCUCUCUACCUCUAUCCAUGUUGUGUGCGCCCAAUCCCCUCACGUCUUGUUCUUCUUUCUCUCUCUAUCUCCCAGUUCCGAUUCUCCCUCAUAGCAUUUGCAUUGAAGUACGCAACCCAGUUCCCAACAUAUUCCUAAUCAAGUUAGCCCCACCAGGUAAAUCUUAGAAAAAUAUGUUGAUCAAGACCAUGGAUCAUCACCAUGAUGUAUUAUUAUGAUCUCUGGCUCCAUCGUACACACGUUUCUACAAAUAUAGUUUGCCUCAUAGUUUCAUAAUUCCUGGGCAUCAUCUUAGAUAAAAUCUUUAAAUUCUAAGUAUUUAAAUCUUCCACAUAAUAUUGGAAGAGUUUUGGAGAUCAUAGCAUAUAUAGUAUGCAUCUUUGCCUAUUGUAAUGAGGAACCACAUCAACUCUUGCUUGAUUCCUUGAGAUAGUGUAGGAACAAACCCUAA